CUGAAUUCUAAACCGGAUAUCCGCCCUUCUACCCGAGCGAGGAGGAACUUCGCCACACGUGGAUAUCUGGAGAGAAAGAACACGUUACCUGCAACUUUUGAGAUUUUUUCGAUACAAAGCAACCGCUUUGAUAUAUUUUAAGUCUUUAAAACUUUCUCUCGUCGAGAUGUUUCUGCAGUUUUACAUAAAUGAAGGCGGGGACAGAGUCUACACCCUGAAGAAGAUUUGUCCUGAUGGGCAGCCCUCCAGCUCGGCCCACCCCGCUCGCUUCUCCCCAGACGACAAGUUCUCCCGACACCGUGUGACGGUGAAGAAACGCUUCAACCUUCUGCUCACCCAGCAGCCCAGACCUAUUCUGUGAGGGACGGUGGCGGGUACAUUGAUGGAAAUCAGACCAAGAAAUGGAGGGAUGCGGGCGAAGAUGGGACUGUAAAGCAAAAAGUCUAAAAACACAUUCAGGAUCACAAUUUAUGAACGUGCAGUUGGGAUUUGUCCUCAGUUUCACCCCAGUUUUUAGGAGGCAGUUCAUGCGUUGGAUAUCAACAGUUGUUGAUGUUAUGGAUCUUUUUUUAUGCACCGUAAUCUGUUGACAUUCAUUUAGGAUAAUGUUUUUGUUUUUUACCAUGCUGAAUAAAUGUUUGGUUGAUGGUUU
Cottoperca gobio is the source of this 652-nucleotide messenger RNA. RefSeq names its product NOP10 ribonucleoprotein homolog (yeast) (gene nop10). The record is from RefSeq and is a predicted model, not a curated record. The coding region runs from base 167 to 361 and encodes 64 amino acids. Lineage: Eukaryota; Metazoa; Chordata; Actinopteri; Perciformes; Bovichtidae. Gene Ontology annotation, biological process: ribosome biogenesis; positive regulation of telomerase RNA localization to Cajal body; snRNA pseudouridine synthesis. Gene Ontology annotation, cellular component: box H/ACA snoRNP complex. The transcript has 2 exons. Gene Ontology annotation, molecular function: telomerase RNA binding; snoRNA binding.